Danio rerio (zebrafish) is the source of this 2483-nucleotide messenger RNA. It is a transcript of the gene glud1a, whose product is annotated as glutamate dehydrogenase 1a. NCBI's taxonomy places the organism in Eukaryota, Metazoa, Chordata, Actinopteri, Cypriniformes, Danionidae. Gene Ontology annotation, cellular component: mitochondrion. The record is from RefSeq and is marked provisional. Gene Ontology annotation, biological process: amino acid metabolic process. Gene Ontology annotation, molecular function: L-glutamate dehydrogenase (NAD+) activity; L-glutamate dehydrogenase [NAD(P)+] activity; oxidoreductase activity.
GUCAAGCAGAAAAAGGAGCCGUGGUGUCCGUUUAUUCACCAGACAUAUUCACUUUCACUGUCAUUUUUCCUUUUUAGAGACUGUAAAUUUGUUUGUUUUUUAGUUCAGAACCAUGUAUAGGUAUCUGGGAGAGCUCGUGACACGCGCAGCCGCCAACAGCGCACUGGCCUCGGUGUGCGUAGACUCCGCUCUGCCCGCUUCUGCGACUCUCCUGCGGGUACGCCGCUACAGCGAAGCGGUGGGAGAGAAGGACGAUGACCCAAACUUCUUUAGGAUGGUCGAGGGUUUCUUUGAUCGCGGUGCGUCUAUUGUGGAGGACAAACUUGUGCACGAUUUGAAGACGAGAGAAACGCCCGAGCAGAAGAGGCACCGCGUCAGGGGGAUCCUCAAGAUCAUCAAGCCCUGUAACCACGUCCUGUCCGUGUCCUUCCCCAUCAAGAGAGACAACGGGGAAUGGGAAAUGAUCGAGGGCUACAGAGCUCAGCACAGCCAGCACAGGACCCCGUGUAAAGGAGGUAUCCGUUACAGCACAGAGGUCUCAGUGGAUGAGGUUAAAGCCCUCGCCUCACUAAUGACCUACAAAUGUGCAGUUGUAGAUGUGCCUUUUGGAGGAGCCAAAGCUGGUGUGAAAAUUAACCCCAAGAAUUACUCGGACACAGAAUUGGAGAAGAUCACAAGGAGGUUCACUAUCGAGUUGGCUAAAAAAGGCUUCAUUGGGCCUGGCAUUGACGUUCCUGCCCCGGACAUGAGCACAGGAGAGAGGGAAAUGUCCUGGAUUGCUGACACAUAUGCAAACACAAUGGGCCAUCAUGAUAUCAAUGCUCAUGCCUGUGUGACCGGUAAGCCCAUCAGCCAGGGUGGCAUCCACGGCCGCAUAUCUGCCACAGGUCGAGGUGUCUUCCAUGGCAUUGAAAACUUUGUGAAUGAGGCUGCUUACAUGAGCCAGCUGGGUCUGACCCCUGGGUUUGGAGACAAGACGUUUGUCAUUCAGGGCUUUGGUAAUGUGGGUCUGCACUCCAUGCGUUACCUACACCGCUACGGAGCGAAGUGUGUGGGUAUUGGAGAACUGGAUGGAAGCAUCUGGAAUCCCAAUGGCAUCGAUCCAAAAGAGCUGGAAGACUAUAAGCUGGCAAAUGGCACUAUUGUUGGCUACCCAGGGGCCACCGCGUAUGAAGGCAACAUUUUGGAAGCUGAGUGUGAUAUCCUGAUCCCUGCUGCAAGUGAAAAACAGCUCACAAAGAAAAACGCCAACAAUAUCAAGGCCAAGAUCAUCGCUGAAGGAGCAAACGGCCCAACUACUCCUGAAGCAGACAAGAUAUUCCUAGAGAGGAAUAUCAUGGUGAUCCCGGACAUGUACCUGAACGCUGGGGGUGUGACAGUCUCCUACUUCGAGUGGCUGAAGAAUCUUAAUCAUGUCAGUUAUGGCAGACUGACCUUCAAAUAUGAACGGGAUUCAAACUACCAUCUGCUAAUGUCUGUCCAGGAGAGUCUGGAGAGGAAAUUUGGGAAACAUGGUGGAGCCAUACCCAUUGUUCCCACUUCUGAUUUUCAAGAAAGGAUUUCUGGGGCUUCUGAAAAGGACAUUGUGCAUUCGGGAUUGGCUUACACGAUGGAACGAUCGGCCAGACAAAUCAUGCGCACAGCCAACCGGUAUAACCUUGGGCUGGAUCUGAGGACAGCAGCUUAUGUCAACGCCAUUGAGAAAGUCUUCAAAGUGUACCACGAGGCCGGCCUUACCUUCACAUAGACCGUUGUAUUAUUCACUCGACACGGUAUAUCAGCGUCUGCCUCAUCCACGCAGACCCGAGGUAUAUCACUUAAGCCCUCAGCUCCUCACGUUUACAUUUUAUACAUCCAAAUAUAAAUGUCAUAACAUUUAUGCAUGUAGUUACAUGUAAUCAUUUCUAGUUCAUCCUUUCAAAUACACAAGGCUUUUAGAAAAGAGUUAGUAAAAGCCAAGUCCACACUCUUUGAACAAAGCAGAAAAAAUCUAUGAUGUUGUGCUUUAUCUUAAUGCUGCUUUGUAAUGUUUUCUUUAAUGUUUCAUGUGUUUCUGAAGCUGUUACUGUGUAUAAAAACACACUAAAGCCUUAUAGCCUUAUACUUGCACACUGUUGUUUGAAGAUAUUCUAGUUGGUUUCUUUCUUCCUCGCUCUUUUUGCCACAGAUGUGGUCAAUUGGGAAAGGGCUGCAGGAUGAAUCUCAGGCGUUUUAUAUCUGUUACCAAAAAAUAUAGCACACGCAUUUCGAGUUUUGCUGCUUCUUGGGACAGAUUUCAGUGAUAACCAAAAGUAAUUUUUUUUUAAUUGUGGCCUUGACCUUAUUGGUUAUUUUUUUAAUUUCACAAUAAUAUGCAAUAAGGAAUGUGUUUGGAAAAAAAUGUUUAUUUUUUACUUCAUAUUAGGAUUUAAUAUGAAGCGUUAAAAAAAAUCUUUGUACGGCCUUUUAAAUUUUGUUUAAAAUAAAUAAAUAGUCAAUGAAAA